AUGGAAAAUCAAAGAAUAAUAUCAACUGAUAAAGGAUCAACAACAACAGCAACUAAAAGAACCAUAGAAUCAGCAGAACAACUAACUCCCACAUCACCGGAAAUGUCAAUGGUAAAAACAAAAAAAUCAGCAAUAGAGGAGGCUGCAGCAAGAUUAAGGUUACCACUUUCUUCAAAUAACUCUAAUAAAAAAUUUAAAAAAACUCAGCAACAACUAAAUCAACCUGGCAACAAUGAAGACGACGAGGAGGAAGUUGACGAGAGUCAAUUAAGAUGCGAAAAAAUUCAAUCGGAUAUAGAUUUGGCACGCAAAGAUCAACAAUCAGAUUAUGACCAAUUUCGUAACCAAUAUUCCUCAUUACAUGAUGAUCUACGUUAUUUACAACGUGAAAUUGAAGAGUUCGAAUCAAAUUGUCUAAAUGGAAAUCACAAAUUAAAUAACAAUGAGGAAUGUUUUGGUUAUCAAUCUGAACCAACCUCGGUAGUAACCGGUUCAUUAAUGGCCGCUGUUUCUAUGUCUGACGACAACGACGACGAUAGUGACAGUGAAGGUGAAGGAGAUAAAAAUAUUAUUAGAAAUAAAAUCUGCAAAACUGUUAAAAUUAAGACUGGUCCUCGUCAUAUAAUUUCUACUCCUUCUGCUGCAACAGCUGCUCCAUGA
Entrophospora sp. SA101 is the source of this 660-nucleotide messenger RNA. NCBI's taxonomy places the organism in Eukaryota, Fungi, Glomeromycota, Glomeromycetes, Entrophosporales, Entrophosporaceae. The record is from the annotation of a GenBank genome assembly.